AUGAAAAGCCCUGGAAAGAAAGCCGCUGGGGCAGCUCCUGGCAGACGGCAGGGUAACCGCCGUCUCCCCUUCCGAAACCCUCUCGAGGCAUUGAACUUUUUGAUCAAUUUACUUCAAGAAAGGAACCAGCACUGCUGCCACUGCGGCUCCCCGAGGGCCUCGCGGGACAGCGCGGAAGACAACCAGCGCAGGGUCCGCGACCAGGGCCAGGCCCAGGCCUUGGUCAGACCCGCUGGACAUCAAUGCGGCCCGGCAGCCCGAGUGCCCAGGGAACCCGAGGUGCCGAAGAAGCCGCCAUCCCCAUUUCUCCUUUUCUGCAGGGAUGAACGCCCUCGAGUGAGCGCCCAAAACACCCGCCUGACCUCGUGGAUGAUAACCUGCAUGCUGGGGCAGCUCUGGAGGGACCUGGACCCUCGGGAAAAGGCCCACUAUUUUGAGCAGGCCGCGGUGCUCAGGCUAGAGCACCGCCGGGCCAUGGCCUCGUAUGGCGCCUGGCAGAGGGCCCGGGAGUCAGACUACACCACAGACAGCCCUGAAACGGAGGAAGCAAGCAUAGAAUGGGAGGAACUGAGUGAGGAGUCAGAGGAAGAGGAAGUAAGUUUCGAACUGGAGGAAGAAAGCUUAGAAGAUGAUGAGGAUAUGAACACCUAA
Sorex araneus (European shrew) is the source of this 651-nucleotide messenger RNA. RefSeq names its product high mobility group protein B1-like. Gene Ontology annotation, molecular function: DNA binding, bending. The transcript has a single exon. Bases 1 to 651 code for a protein of 216 amino acids. The record is from RefSeq and is a predicted model, not a curated record. Lineage: Eukaryota; Metazoa; Chordata; Mammalia; Eulipotyphla; Soricidae.